AACAGUGAAAUGCAUUUAAAACCUCAAAAAGUAGAAUUUUCAUGGUAGGGCCCUUUACAGGUAAACUUCUGUGCUUGAGAGCAUACUUAUGUGAAGGAAUGCAGCCACAAGCGCAACACAGAUCACCCUACCAGCAAAGGGAUAGUCACCCUUAAGUUCAAAAACACUUUUGGACACCACUUCAGGUUCAAAUGCCCCUACAAUUGGAGUAAUAGAAAGGAGCCAUAUGGCUAAGGAAGCAAUUUGGAUUUACCCGAGUUCACUUCUUGUGAAAAAUAGUUCAAACGUUAAAAAUUACCAGAUGGAAGUAUUAAUGAUUGAUUUAAUAUGUAUUUGUUUUUAAGGGACCAUGGUAUAAGUGGGAUAGUGCCCUACAAGGGCUCUAUUAUCAGAGGUAGAGUGGUUAACCUUUAAUCGGUGGAUCUCAGGUUGAGUUUUGGCCUGCUUGUGCUGGAGUCUCCCUUAACCUUACCUCACAUUGCUUCUGGUGGUUAUAGAUUGGCGCCAGUGGUCAGCAGCAGAGCUGCUAUCAGUGUUUGAAUGUGUGUGUGGGAAUGGGACUGUGAUUGUAUAGCCCUUUGGGCUUUAAAGCAAAGUAGAAAAGCUCUGAACAAGUAGACGCCAUUUACCAUUUGGAACCUUUAUGCCAAGUUCUUCUUUGUGGUUCUUUUUGUGUGGCCCCUUGACUGACCUCAGCUCAUUAGGAUUCCUCUGGAGUGGAUCAGAGAUGCAUAAUAGAUCAGUGUUUCAGUUUGGACUCAAGAAGUAACAACCAUAAAACUCACAACUAUUCAAACUACUAAAAUGUUCUGCACUAGGAUGGGAAAACAAAGAAAAAAUUACCUAAAGCAGGGGUGUCUAAACCUUUUUCAAAGAGGGUCAUAUUUGGUAAGGUGAAAAUGUAUUAGGGCCAACCAAUCAACUGACAUUCUUUGAAACCUUAUAAUGCCAUUAAAUGAACUAUUUAAAUUCUAACUUUCUUCACAGAAAAUAGAAAAAAUACAUUCUUACCCAAAUUAGUGUGAAUUUCUGAUUUGAAAAUCAGAAAUAGAAUAAAGAAAAAGUAAAAAAAAAAAAAAAACUUUUAUUAACAUUAAAUCUGGAUUUAUAUUAAAUGUUACACAUUUUCACUAAUAAAUACUCACUGUAAACUUGUAAAUGUAAAUGAUGUGAACAGGAAAAUAACACAAAUAGUUAUCUUAUUCAGAAUAAAAAAUAUCAGUGGUUCUAAUCACGGAAAUAAAUCUGUUCUCAUUUAGCCCUCAGGGCUCUGAAAGUCUAUUAGCUACAUCUUUUUGCCACAGGUUAAUCUAAUUUAGCCAAUCACUAUCAAGACGUCAUACACACGGUUAAGAAGUGCUGGAGGAUGUAUUGAUUUUAUGACAGGAGCCUAUGGGCCAGUAUAAAUUUGAACACAUUUGACCCAUGGGCCGGACUUUGGACAAGCCUGAUCUAAAGCAUCUCUGGUUUAUGACUGAAAUGAUGCAAAAAACAUAAUCAAACAAGCAAAAACAACUACAAAUGACUGUUUCUCUCCUCUUUUUUGUUGCUUUAUUUCCUUCUCAGCCUGCCAAAAGAGAACAGGUAUAUCUCCAACAUUUUGAGAUUUCUUUAAAUGCUUGCUGUGUGAUUAUUGGUGAUUUUUUUGACAUUCCAACACUUUUGUUUGUAUUUUUCUUUUAUUUGUUGUGUUUUAUAAGUAUAAAAAUUUGUUUUUUACUAUAAGUUUCCUAGCAAUGCAUUUAACACAAAAUGUUGCAGUAAAUGUAUUAAAUGUGAAAUUACCCAGCAUUCUUCCUGCUUAAACACACCCCCUCCACUUUGUACUACCUUCUAACUCAGACGAGUGUGUCUCCGAUGAGUUUUGUGCUAUUUAUAGAAGGCAGCGUGCAUGCCACCAACUCCGUGUUUCUGUCUUGCACCAGUAUGUAUCCAGCUGGAGGGAUAUCUGCUGCCAUUUACACCAACAGGCUUCGCUCUGAGGGGAUGGGCUCCAAGGACAACGCCGUGCUCUUUGACAACCAGGACUACGAGUCCCUGAAGCGGGACUGCUUGGAGUCGGGUUGUCUCUUCGAGGACCCCUGCUUCCCAGCUGAGCCUCCGUCUUUGGGCUUUAAGGAGCUCGCGCCACAUUCCUCUAAAACCAGAGAUGUGGAAUGGAUCAGACCCACGGAGCUGACGAGUGACCCCCAGUUCAUCGUAGGAGGAGCCACCAGAACAGACAUCUGCCAGGGCGCUCUUGGUGACUGCUGGCUUUUAGCGGCCAUCGCCUCUCUGACCCUGAAUGAGAGGCUCCUGCACCGCGUUGUUCCACAUGGCCAGUCCUUCCAGGAAGAGUACGCUGGAAUCUUUCACUUUCAGUUCUGGCAGUUUGGCGAAUGGGUGGAUGUUGUGAUUGACGAUCGAUUGCCAGUGAAAGACGGAGAGCUGAUGUUUGUACAUUCAGCUGAAGGCAACGAGUUCUGGAGCGCACUCAUGGAGAAAGCUUAUGCCAAGCUGAACGGCUCCUACGAGGCUCUGUCUGGAGGAAGCACCACUGAGGGCUUUGAGGACUUCACAGGUGGAGUGUCUGAGAUGUACGAGCUGCGGAAAGCUCCCAGAGAUCUGCACAGGAUUAUCGCCAAAGCUCUGGAGAGAGGCUCCCUGCUGGGAUGCUCUAUUGAUAUUACAAGUGCCUUCGAUAUGGAGGCUGUUACAUUCAAGAAGCUUGUGAAAGGACACGCGUACUCAGUGACUGGACUGAAGGAGGUUGAUUACCGUGGUAACAUGGUUCGCCUCAUCAGAAUACGAAACCCGUGGGGACAGGUGGAGUGGACCGGAGCUUGGAGCGACAACUCCCAUGAAUGGAACGAUGUCGACCCCUCUGACCGAGAAGACUUGCACCUCAAAAUGGAAGAUGGCGAGUUUUGGAUGUCCUUCAGCGAUUUUCUGAGGCAGUUUUCCCGUCUGGAGAUCUGCAACUUGACUCCAGACGCUCUGAGUGAAGACGCCCUCAGCCACUGGAACACCAUGAAGUUCUACGGCACGUGGAGACGGGGCAGCACCGCCGGGGGCUGCAGGAACCACCCCAACACCUUCUGGAUCAACCCGCAGUAUAAAAUCACUCUGCUGGAGGAAGACGACGACCCCGAGGACAAUGAGGUGGCGUGCAGCUUUUUAGUUGCCCUCAUGCAGAAGGACCGCCGCAGGUAUCGGCGCCACGGUCAAGACAUGCACACCAUUGGCUUUGCCCUCUAUGAGAUUCCAGAGGAGUACAGGGGCUGUCAGAACGUCCAUUUGAAAAAAAACUUCUUCCUGAGUCACUCCUCGUGCGCUCGCUCAGAGACCUUCAUCAACUUGCGGGAGGUAAGCGCUCGGCUGCGUCUACCUCCUGGAGAGUACCUCAUUGUUCCCUCCACCUUUGAGCCCAGCAAAGAGGCCGACUUUGUCCUCAGAGUCUUCACAGAGAAGCAGUCCGAGACUGAGGAGCUGGAUGAUGAGAUUUCUGCUGACUUUGGAGAUGAGGAAGAAAUAACAGAAGAUGACAUUGAUGACUCUUUUAAAUCCAUGUUUGCUCAACUAGCAGGAGAGGACAUGGAGAUUUCUAUUCGCGAGCUUAAGACCAUUCUAAACAGAGUCAUCUCUCGUCACAAGGAUCUGAAGACGGAUGGAUUUAGCACGGAAUCGUGUCGGACCAUGGUUAACCUACUGGAUAAAGAUGGCAGCGCCCGCUUAGGACUCUUGGAGUUUCAGAUCCUCUGGAACAAGAUCAGAAAGUGGCUUGGCAUUUUCAGGGAGUUUGAUCUCGACAAAUCGGGGGCCAUGAGCUCAUACGAGAUGCGGCUGGCAGUGGAGGGAGCAGGCUUUAAACUGAAUAAUCAGCUGAACCAGAUUCUGGUGGCCCGCUAUGCAGACAAUGAGAUGAUUGACUUUGACAACUUCAUCUGCUGCUUGGUCAAGCUGGAAGCAAUGUUUAAGUCUUUCCAGGAGUUGAACAGAGAUGGAUCAGGAGUUGUUGAGAUGAAUCUCACAGAGUGGCUUUACUUGACCAUGUGUGGUUGAAGAGUUCAACAAGAAGAUGUGAAGUUGAUGUGCCUGCAGCUUGGAAGAUCCCUCAGUCUAACACACAGCCCAGCCCAGCUACUUGUGUAUAAGAAGAGCCCCCAUGGUAGAGAAAAACCAAAGUCCACCAAAGCAACGUGGGACCCGGCCUUAUUUGAUAAACUAUGCAAAUCCGCAGUAGAGCAGAACUGUAUUGCUGUUUAAAAAAACAUGCUGCACUUGCCUGUGCAUGGUUUGUCACAAGGUAUUACUAUCCAUUGCAAGUCACUUUAAACAUUUAAUCUGAAGUGUCAUUACCAUAGGUUUGAAGUGUCAGUGUGUAUUUUCAGUACAUUUUAAAUACUAGAUUACUUUGGGCUUUCUGCAAAUGUGAUUUUUUUUUUUUUUUUUUUUUUUUUUUAUGAAAUGGGUUUCAAGUUGUUUCGUGUUUAGGCCUCUAGAUGGCAGCACAAACUUGCUUUAAGUAUUUUUUUUACACAAGUUUAAUCUUUUUUUAGUAUUACACUCAGUUUAUGUAAAGACGUGCUUAGUCUUUUACUAUUAUUUGCACUGGAAUUUUAACUGAAGGAACUAAGAAUGCCUCACUUAAAAUAAUUUACUGAAGUAUAUCAAUGGCCUGAAUGCUACUGUAGUUUGUCAUUAACUGAAGUCAGAACGUGCCAGUUGUGUUUUCGUUUUGCGAAUGUAUGUUGUGCCUUCAAUAAAUGUUUUCCCUAAAAGGUUCA
Messenger RNA from Oryzias melastigma (Indian medaka), 4766 nucleotides. RefSeq names its product calpain 1, (mu/I) large subunit a (gene capn1a). Lineage: Eukaryota; Metazoa; Chordata; Actinopteri; Beloniformes; Adrianichthyidae. The coding region runs from base 1858 to 4041 and encodes 727 amino acids. The transcript has 21 exons. Gene Ontology annotation, molecular function: calcium ion binding; calcium-dependent cysteine-type endopeptidase activity. The record is from RefSeq and is a predicted model, not a curated record. Gene Ontology annotation, cellular component: cytoplasm. Gene Ontology annotation, biological process: proteolysis.